Molecule: messenger RNA, 708 nt
Organism: Penicillium atrosanguineum
Lineage: Eukaryota; Fungi; Ascomycota; Eurotiomycetes; Eurotiales; Aspergillaceae
Product: cutinase family protein
Exons: 3
Coding region: 1-708 (235 amino acids)
Molecular function (GO): hydrolase activity
Source: RefSeq, a predicted model, not a curated record
AUGCUUUCCAAUCUUGUCGCGCUAUCCUUACUUGUCAGUAGCAGUCUGGCUAUUCCACUUGACGUCGACCUUGAGAAGCGUCAAAGCUGCCCUGGCGUCCAUGUCUUCGGUGCUCGCGGGACCACUGUGCCUCCGGGUUACGGUUUAACCAUCACAAUUGUCAAUGAGGUUCUGAGUGCUUAUCCAGGCUCCACGUCCGAGGCCAUCAGCUACCCUGCAUGCGGUGGACAAUCCUCCUGCGGAGGCGCCAGCUAUUCUAGCUCAGUUUCUCAAGGCAUCCAAGCUGUCGCGUCAGCUGUCAACUCCUUCAACUCGAAAUGCCCCCAGACAAAGCUUAUUUUAGUUGGAUACUCCCAGGGUGGUGAAAUCAUAGACGCAGCUUUGUGUGGCGGUGGUGUGCCCAACCAGGGAUACACUGACACGGCGAUCCCGUUGUCUUCUUCGGCCGUAAAUAUGGUAAAGGCAGCCAUCUUCAUGGGUGACCCACUGUUCAAGGCUGGCUUGCCGUACGAUGUUGGAACUUGCGCUGCAGGAGGUUUUGACGCACGCCCCGCCGGCUUUUCAUGCCCGUCAGCUAGUAAGAUCCAGUCGUACUGUGACGCUGGCGAUCCGUACUGCUGCAACGGCAAUAACGCCGCAACUCACGCGGGCUAUAUAAACGAGUACGGAUCACGGGCAUUAACCUUUGUUACAGCCCAGUUAUCCUAG